GCUGGCUUUAGAACUGCGAUCCUCCUGAUCUCUGCCUCCUGAGUAACUAGGAUUACAGGUGAGAAGCAGCAGCACCCAGCCAGUUUGCUAUUUGACCAUACUUAGAAGGUGAGUGGAAGAGCCCUGAUGGCUGGUAGCAUGGACUGAAAAUCCGCACUGGAGAGGAGGCACAGAGGGUCUUCAGAUGCAAAUAACCAGGGCCCUCCAGGUUGGAGAGAAUUGCUGGAGGGCUGUGGAGAACAGAGGGUCUACAGAGCCCAGAGUUCUCUCCUGAUCAUUCAUGUCCUAGGCUGAAACUCCUGGCAGUCUCACAUCAGUGUCCUCCUGCUGCAGGAAGGUCAGAGAUGGCAGUUUCCCCAAAUUCCUGCCUCUCCAGGUGUUUGCUCACCUUCAUGUUCCUGCAACUGCCCAAGCUGGAUGCUGCUUACUUUGAUGUAAUAGGACCCCUGGAGCCCAUCCUGGCUGUGGCGGGUACAGACACAGAGCUGCCUUGUCACCUCUCCCCAAACAUAAGUGCCGAGCAUAUGGAGCUGCGGUGGUUUAGACAAAAGUUGUCGCCAGCCGUGUUCCUGUACCAGGACCAGCAGGAGCAGGAGGCAGAGCAGAUGAUGGAGUACCGAGGCAGGGUGACGAUGGUGAAGGACAACAUCACUACUGGUUAUGCUGCUGUGAGGAUACACGGAGUCAGGGCCUCGGACGAUGGGGAGUACCGAUGCUUUUUCAGAGAGAAUGGAACCUACGAAGAGGCCAUUAUGCACUUGCAGGUGGCUGCUCUAGGCUCCGAUCCUCACAUCACUAUGGAAGUUCAAGAGAAUGGACAGAUCCGGCUGGAGUGCACCUCAGUGGGGUGGUACCCAGAGCCCCAGGUGCAGUGGAGAACUCCCACAGGAGAGAAAUUACCAUUCUCAUCAGAGUCCAAGAAUCCUGACGAAGAAGGCCUGUUCACUGUGACAACUUCAGUGGUCAUCAGACACAACUCCAUAAAUAACGUGUCCUGCUGCAUCCAGAAUCUCCUUCUUGAUCAGGAGAAGGAAGUAGGGAUAUCCAUACCAGUUAACUUCUUCCCAAGGCUGACUCCCUGGAUAGUUGCUGUGGCUGUCAUUCUAAUAGUCUUAGGACUUCUCACCAUUGGGUCCAUAUUUUUCAUUUGGAGACUAUACAAGGAAAGAUCCAGAGAGCAGAAGAGUGAAUUCAGCUCUAAAGAGAAACUGCUGGAAGAGCUCAAGGAGAAAAAGGCUACAUUGCAUGCAGUUGAUGUGACUUUGGAUCCAGACACGGCCCACCCCCACCUCUUUCUAUAUGAGGAUUCAAAAUCCGUUCGACUGGAAGAUUCACGUCAAAAACUGCCUGACAAACCAGAGAGAUUUGACUUCUGGCCCUGUGUGUUAGGCCGGGAGACCUUCACUUCAGGCAGACAUUACUGGGAGGUAGAGGUAGGAGACAGGACUGACUGGGCAAUUGGUGUAUGUAGGGAGAAUGUGAUAAAGAAAGGAUUUGACCCCAUGACUCCUGAGAAUGGGUUCUGGGCUGUAGAGUUGUAUGGAAAUGGGUACUGGGCCCUAACCCCACUCCGGACCCCUCUCCCAUUAGCAGGAUCCCCUCGCCGGGUUGGGAUUUUCCUAGACUAUGAGUCAGGAGACAUCUCCUUCUACAGCAUGACUGAUGGAUCUCAUAUCUAUACUUUCCCCAGCAUCUCUUUCUCUGGCCCCCUUAGGCCCUUCUUUUGCCUGUGGUCCUGUGGUAAAAAGCCCCUGACCAUCUGUCCAAUUGCUGAUGGGCCUGAAAGGGUCACAGUCAUUGCUGGUACCCAGGAUCUUUCCAAGGCUAUCCCAUUGUCCCCCAUGGGGGAGUACUGUGCCUCUGGGGAUACAGACACUCUCCAUUCUAAACUAAUUCCUUCCCAACCCGGCCAAGGGGUGCCUUAAGGAAUAUCCCAGCUCAACAAUUUUCCUGUGCUCUAACUUCUCUCCUUCAUCAUCCCAAGGCUUCAGCUCCAGCUUCAAAUAGUCCCUGUUUGUGUACUGAUUAAUUUAUCUUGGGAAGGUUGUGCUGCUUCUGCUAGAGAAGGUGGGGAAUAAGACCUUCCUAAAAUAUCGUGGUUUAGGGGAGGAGAGGUGACUCUGAAUUAGCUUCUUCUCUCUUAUUCCUUAAGGACAGAACCUACAGGAAAGAACUUGGAGCAAACAACUGUGGAAUAGAGAUGAGGUUAGGUUGGCAUAGGGUUGUGACAGAAAAGUCUUGUUAUUUGGAGGAACAGGUUUUAGGCAAGUAGAAAAACCAAAGGGUACUGGGAGAUGAAGAUUUUAGGCUAAAAUACUAUAAAGGAACUUGGA
Messenger RNA from Castor canadensis (American beaver), 2333 nucleotides. RefSeq names its product butyrophilin subfamily 1 member A1 (gene Btn1a1). NCBI's taxonomy places the organism in Eukaryota, Metazoa, Chordata, Mammalia, Rodentia, Castoridae. Gene Ontology annotation, molecular function: signaling receptor binding. Gene Ontology annotation, cellular component: external side of plasma membrane. The record is from RefSeq and is a predicted model, not a curated record. Gene Ontology annotation, biological process: regulation of cytokine production; T cell receptor signaling pathway.